CAUCAUGCAGGUCUGGCGCAAGGCACUGUGGGAAACUCCCAGGCUGUUCCUCCCUCCUUCCUUUCCCCUUGUUCCUCCUUCCUCCUCCUCUGCGGAACAUCCAGCUCCCAAGGUGUGACAUCAGCCAAGGCCAAGCAAGAGGCGGGAGUCAAGAGAAAGGGAUUCCAUAACAUGGUCCAGGCAGAAUAUAGUCUGAGCAGGACAUCCUCCAGGAAGACCAAAGGCCAAGCAAUCUGAAGCAGCCCUUUUGGAUUGGCUUGUGAGAACCAAGUGAAGAAGACAGCUCCAGUAGCCUCUUUCACAUCCUACGCUUGGCUUUGAUCUGGGAAGAGGAAUAGGAGUGAUUCUCAACUGCACGGGAGAGGGGUAUGGAGUCCAAAGGGAGCAUCCGAAGUGGAAACAAAGCUGAUGCCAAGGCCGCUGGCCUAGGGAAGCCUGAGAAGCCCAGUUCUGGCCCCACUGCAACUACUGAUAAGAAAGAAACCUCUUCAAAGGAGCCGUCAGCUCCCGCCACCAACCCAGUGAAAAAAGGGGUGCCAGCAGCAAACGAGUCCAGCAUGCUCAAUGACCAUAGCAACAUAAAACCCAGCCCCGUAGCCUCCGAGGGUGCAGAAGCUGCCGCUCGUACUCCCGCUGACUCUGAGCACCAAGCGAACAACACAGAAGAAUCACCAGGUGGCGGCUGCAGCAUCUUUGAGAAUAUGAAGCCUCUGAUUGUCUUUGGAGGAGUGGCGGUGGCUGCCAUAGCAGUGAUUGUUGGAGUGGCCAUCCUAGCCCGAAAAAAAUGAAACAAAACAAACCCCCAAGAAGCUCAAGGGGGAGCAAUUCCCUGGGCAAUGUACAGUUCCUUUUGAAGCAAAUGCAUGCGGUAAACUGUAUACAUACUUAUAAAUAUGCGGUCUAUAGAGAGAGUGCUAGGUAGGCAAAAUGGCAAUCCUGCCCACUGUUGUCUUCAAAAACAGUGAGUCAGGGUUGACCUAGUGUGAGCACUUUGUGCCCUUGUGCUCUAUUGUGUAAUAUAGCUUGGCUUGCACCACUGUGUAUAGAUGGGCUUUUUCUGGUCAGUGUAAGCUAUUGCUUUGUUGCCUUUCCAUAGCCCCUUUCCCCACCUUUUGUCCAGGUGUUCAAACUUUUCAUUCCAGUGUUUCUUUUAAGUUGGGUUGUGGUAGAACCAAUGAAAGGGAAAGCUCCCCAUCCGCAGGAUUGUCUCUUCUCACCUCUGUUCUCACACACCAGAAUGUACAAAGAUGUAAAAGGAGGUUUAACCUUUUCUCAUCUAAGUUAUGACUGGUGUCCCCAAUAUGAAUCAAGUAGCAAAAGUACACACUUAUCUGAAAUUGCAAAGUUUUACUUGGAGUCUGGCUGACUAACCCUCAGGAGUUCAAGAAGGUGACAUGACCUCCUGAGAUUUUCAUAGUGUAGUCUGAAACCCAAAAAACUAUGAUUUCAGCCUGGCACACCAACCUGCGAUAUAGCACUCAUGACCAUGGUGGUUUAGAACAGCCAACAAAUAGAAGGAGGGCACCAAACACAAAAACCCAUGCUAGAAAUGAAAAAACCUAGAACAAAUAGCUGAAAUGUAGUGAAGCCAUUCAUUUGAGUUGACAUUGGAUAUGUCUAGAGUUUUCUUCUUGCGCCUUUCUAGUCAAGUGAAAACUUGAGGCAUCUGAUCCUGUGAUGGCAAGCUAUCUUUGGCAAGCUAUCUUUGUAAAAUGUUACCGAGACAUUUUUAACUUUCCAAAUAUUUAAAUUGAUGUGAUUUGAAACCCGUGGAAGUGCAUAAACCCUUCUAUGUGUAUGGAUUUUAAACUGGAAGACUUCACACUAUUUUUGUGCAAUGAAUGAGGUGGAAGAAAAAAUAACAAACAGUUAUAAAUUUUUCUUACUUGUGCUACUAUGCUCCUUUGGACUGGAUAGAUGACUUAUGACUGGUUGCUAAAUCACAAUUCCACAGGUAACACUGGAGGUGACCAAAGGAAGGAUAUAAUCCUGUUUACUUUCCUUAAAAUAAUGUGGAAAUUGAAUCAUUGGAACCUUCUCUCUUCCUUUAUCAUUUGAACUGGUGGAUGUUUAGGAUGGCAAGAAAUGCUGAUACAGAGGUCUUCAGACAACUUUGCUAUUCUGGUGGCUUUCCUAAAAACCAAACUGAGAAGGGAAUGAAGAAAUCAAGUAUCAUUUUUGGACAAAUCUUCCAAAACUCUUUUCAGGACCACAAGAACGUUGGAACUAAUGCAGUGAUAAUGAAGUGACAAACAAGAAGCUUACAUUAGAAUCUCUAUUUUUGCUCGGACUGUAGAAAUGUGAAAGUGGCAAUUAGUGUCAGAUGACUCUUAUUAAAAAGAAAGCAGACUAAUCUAAUGAAAUUAGUCUUUAUAAAGCCUUUUUCAAUAUCAAAUCACAAAAGCAAUCAAGUAUGAUCUUGGUAAAAAGUGAAAUCUAAGUGCUAGAUUUUUAGCAUUUGAAGUCUAAUUCUAGACCCACAGUUUGAUCCCAAAAUAGAAUGAGAUGGUGACAGCGGCAGAAGUACAGUUUAUUAUUGUAAAGAACUUUCCCUCUUUCUCUCGUAUUUAAGGCUGUGAGGUAAUAGCUUAGGUCUAUAACGGAAUCAUUCACCGAAAGCCCUUGUUUAGCACUGUGGCCGCCCCCAGUCUGAAAACACCUGUAUUCUUGUGUGAAUGUAUACAACCUUCCCUAGCCCUAACUUAUUUGAGAAUAUCUGUGUGUCUAUAUUGCUGUUUCUUGAAGUCUUUGUAAGGCUACAAAGCCUGUGGUCUUUGUAGAAAAAAGCACCAGGCAACCAUUCUUUGCACACCUGCAUUCACACAAAGUGUCCCUGUUUUGUGUCAUUUGCAUGCUGUCAUACAUCACUCCCCAAGCCAUGUUUUCCUUCCAACAAAGAAUGUAUGGUUAGCUUGAUGAUGAAUGUGCUAGAAGUUGAAAAGAUCUACUUCUAAGGAAGUCCCUUUCAAAUUGUUAAUCUAAAAUAUUCCUAUGGUGUAACCAGGAAGAAAGAGUGGGUGAUGCACAUGGAGAUCACCAUACACAAAUCCACCCCCUCCUAAGUGUUCAUAUGUGUAGACGUGAUGGCGGUAUAAUUCUGAACCUUUGAUAAUCUUUGGAAACAGAAGGUUGCUUUUAGUGCUGAUCCCCAUCUGGUGUCUGUAGCUGUUCUUCAGCUCUUCCUGUGUUGGUUAUAUGGAUACAGGACCUGAGCCUAAUUGUGUCACGAGUUUCUAGUGCAACAUCUCUGAUAUGUCACCCUGAAACAAGAAACAAGGCCCUUGCCAUCCUUAUGACAGCGCAACCCUGUGGAUUUAGAAUUUUUGUACAAGCCAUGUGUCUACCCAUUUCUUCAUGGAAAUUGUGCUUGAUGGCAGCGUAGACCCCGUGAUGGGUUAUGCUAAUCAUGAUGGGAGCCAAUGUCAUGCAAGCUGCCUAAUGCACAGUCCCAAAAACUCACUUUUGUGUGUGUAAUUAGAUGCUGAACAAAAAAGAACAUAUCACAUCAAAACCUGUGGCUCGAAUGUGAGAUUUGUGGGUGCUGGCCCCAAUUUAAGUUUUGAUAACUUUUUUUCCAAGCUAGUCUUUCUAAUGUUAUUUUUAAUUUGUCUUUGCCAAACUCUGAUAGUGACAAAAUAUAGUUUUCUUCCAGCACAGUCACACAAUAGCCAAACUAUUGUUACAUAGCACAUCAACUUUACCAUUAUUCCUUUGAGUCAGUGGGACAAUGCCCCAACUCCUUAUAACUACCCUAUGAGAUGAAUGAGACUCACUCUCAGGUAAGUACGUAUAGAAUUGCAGCUGACUUACUUUGUGACUAGUGCUAUAGACUAUUAGUUAAACACAGUGCAAGCUGGGCUGCCUGUGGAUGGAUGGUGUUACUACAAGAAAUUCCCCAUGCAGAACAAAGUAGGUAGAAGGAAGAGUGGAAGAGGAUAUCCCCCUUCUUCUCCCUCUUCUUCCCACCUCUCCCUCGCUCCCUGUCCCCCCCCCCCACACACACACAUACAUAUGCACCUUCAAAGGAGCCUAACUAUGUUAAAUGCUUUCUCCACUUGUCAAGAGAUUGCAAUCAUGCCCCUCCUCUCAUUAAACAGCAAUUUUAAUUUCCUAGCAUUGCUGAGAAUUUGCCUUGGCACACCCCUUACUGUUCUUGUGUUUGGCAUACGUCUAGGAUUUUUUGUUGCCAUGCAAAUGAAUUAUGAAUUAUGGUUAAUUUCAUCAUAACCACACAGUACCAGGGUAGGAAAGAACCACCUUUUCACUUAAUGAGUACAGCCAAGUGAUUAAGAGUAAAUAAAGCUCCUGCGAACAAAUUGAGAGGAUGUUAAUGUAUGCAUAAAAUUGAUGUUUAAAGCUAGCUGGCUCAGAUAUAACAUUGCUGCUACUUACGCUAAAAAGAAAAUGCUGUAAUUGUGCCAUUACAAGUUCAUGCUCCAUCACUCUCUUAUGCUCCCUGAGUGUGGUUUCUUUCAACCAAAUGUUUAUUUUCUAUCAGCAUCCAGGCAAGAAUCUCCGAAACUGAAGAAUAUGAUGGUGGAGGCCUCUUAUUAAGGCUUUCCUCUAAUGCUUUUUCGCUUUUCAAAUCACCUUUUCCUAGUUGCCUUUAGCUCUACACUGAGACCUAUUUCUUUCCUAAUUGUGCCAGCCCUUUCACAAUAUUAAAUUAUAUAUAUAUAAUUCCACUUUAACUGCCAUGGCAAUAUCAUAUGGAAUCCUUUGGAACUUCUAGUGCCUCCGAUCAAACUGCAAACCUCAGGAUUCCAUAGGAUGUAGCCAUAGCAGCAGGUAUCAUUGUAUUAUUAUAAUUAUGUAGUGUGACAGGACUCUUUACAAGUGUGCCUGUGUGAGAUUUGUGAGACUUCAUUCACAUGUUGGAGAGAGACUCCAAGCUCAGAAAGUUGUAUUUUUACUAUAACUUCCAGCAUUUAUUAGCCAACACGACUGCUGCUGUGUGUAUGAGAGAGUAAUCUGGAAGUGGAAAACCAGGAGAAUUAUUCAAUCAAAAAUUCCACUCCCCAAUUUUUUUUGUUGGUGUUGAAUAUAAUGGCUAGAAGUGGUGGUGAAACACAAGUGGCUGAUGUCUGGUAUAGUCUGAAUCUGAAAUAAUAGCAUUUGUCAUUGUGAUGUAUUUCAAAAUGUGAUCUUUCUCCUCUUGCAAUCUUCCCAGAUUCCUUUCCUUUCAUUUUUUGGAAGCUCUGCUAGUAAUCUGAUACAUGGAGUUUGGAUGGGAAGAGGAUUUUGGGGUUUUUUUGGUCAUUCAUAUAUUUCUAAACUAUAGCUAAAGUCCAUAGUGUUUAUGGGCCUUCACUUUUUCUUCUCCAUACAAUGGAAAUCCUCCUUUUCUAGGCAGAAUUCUAUUUUAAUUAAGGUAUUUUUCAAUGUGAGACUGAAUUCUUCUCCUAGAUUAAAACAUGCAUUGAGAUGUACAUAAGGAGCAUAUUUUAUUAUUUCCCAUAUUAAUAGUACAGUAUUUAUGUAUAACUAAAGGACUAGAAUCCCAAACUCCCUUGUCUGCGAAAAAUAAUCCUGCUGUCAUUUUCCACUGCAGCCCCAACAACUGAAAGCUGCUUGAAGCAGCUUGCUAACACUGGCCACAACUGUUAGAGGCCAUUGUGCAAGAUAUAUGAGUAAGGCUUGUUGCAACACCUAGAAUUGAAUUAAAUUCUGCCCAGUGCUUUGCAAUCCAAUGUUAUCAUUGGUCAAUUUUUCUACCACUGUAAUGCCACCUAAUCUCCAACACUAACACGAUGAGCAAGGAAAACGUAAGCCUGUCUGAGCAUUCCUUUUGUAAUGUGUUUAUUGGUACCUGUGUUCGACUCCCACCCCUCUUUUAAUUUUCAUAUCUUUCUAAACCAGUGAUCAAAUGGAAAAUGCAUACUUGCAAAUGGGAAAUGCUAGUUUAUUCAAUCUGAAUGUUCACUAUCUGCUUAGGGACCACUUGGAAUAAAAUGGUAAAAGUAUACUAGAUGACCCCCAUAGCAUAUGUCAUUACAAAUAUAAAUUAAAAUAUCAAAAAGUAUUUCUAAAGGGUCUUUCCACUAACUCUAAUCAUCUUUAUGAUAAUUUUUAAGUGGAACUUGUCAAUUAACAUCUUGAUUUUCUCCCUUAAUAAACAGACCCAAUUAUCACUCUAGGCCUGUGUAUAACAUAUUGAUUUGGGUUUCUUUUUUUGUUUUGAAAUCGGUUGUUAGAAACAAAAUUUCUCAAAGGGAAAUGGAAAUCUACCAACAAACUAAGCUAGAACAUUAAUUUGUACCUCUUUUCAAUUUAUAAUCUGCCGAUGCUUCUAUGGACACUUUGUAUGGGCUGCAGCACAGCUCCUAAAACAGCAAAUAAUUUUUUCCUUUCCCAUAUAGUACUCUCUUUUAUUUGAAUUUUAAAAUGCGUAUAAAUGCAAUAAUGCAGGUAGACUAGAAAUACUAGAUUGAAAAUUAAAGUAGUUUAGCUUGUCCCAUUGUGACCUACAGUGUUGUAUGACACCCAACGCUGUAUCCUAGCAUUCUCAAGGCUUUCCUACGUAGCUGAAUCUAGUAUUAGCUUUGAAAAUCCAUUGUGUGAAUGGCGGGUGGGUUGAUUGGAAAUGUGUACGCUUUACACACCGUAUGUUGUUUGCAUCAGAAGCUAUAUGGCCACUCCAUAUACUAUGGAACUGUAAAUGAUUCCCAAUAUACCUGUAACUCUUAUCAGGAUUGUGUGAAAUAAACUAUAUAUAUAUGUAUGUA
Messenger RNA from Anolis carolinensis (green anole), 6725 nucleotides. RefSeq names its product cell cycle exit and neuronal differentiation 1 (gene cend1). Bases 369 to 788 code for a protein of 139 amino acids. NCBI's taxonomy places the organism in Eukaryota, Metazoa, Chordata, Lepidosauria, Squamata, Anolidae. Gene Ontology annotation, biological process: radial glia guided migration of cerebellar granule cell; cerebellum development; cerebellar granular layer maturation. The transcript has 2 exons. The record is from RefSeq and is a predicted model, not a curated record.